AUGACCGUCGCGAUCGGUCACUCCGCUGCGGGUAUUCUAGCGCUCCUGGAAGAAAAAGACAAUGCACUGAGGGCUCAUGCUCUACAGAAGCUAAACCAGGUCGUAGAUCACUACUGGGCAGAAAUUGCAGACGCUAUUCCACUUAUUGAGGAACUAUCGGAAGAAAAGAGUUUUCCUGAUCGUGAACUAGCAGCUUAUGUUGCUUCCAAAUGUUUUUUUCACCUCGAAGAAUACGAAGAUGCGCUGCGUCUGGCGCUUGGUGCCGGUACAUACUUUGAUCUAGACACACGUUCUCAGUACACAAACACAAUCAUUGCUACGUGCAUUGAUAAUUAUGUGGCUGUGCGUGCCAAAGAGGACCUAGAGGCCGAGAAGGCGCUCGACCCGAGACUUACACAGGUCGUGGAACGUAUGUUUGAACGCUGCUAUGCAGCAGGAGAAUUCCGUCAAGCUAUGGGCAUUGCUCUGGAAACCCGACGUCUUGACCAGGUGAAGGAGUGCCUCGCUCGCUCCACAGACGUGUCGGCAGCGCUGUCGUACUGCUUUGAGAUCUGUAAGACGGUAGUAACCAAUCGCCACUUCCGUUUAAAAGUAUACGAAGUCAUGCUGGACGUGUAUCGCUCACGACCGACCCAAGACCACGUCAGUGUAUGCCAAGUAUUGCAAAUGCUGGACAACCACACAGAAGUGAGCAAGAUUCUCGAGCAACUCGUGCGCGGUGGAGACCGCGACUGCCUCAUCGCUUUUCAAGUGGCUUUUGAUCUGAACGAAAACGAGAACCAAAAAUUCCUUAUGAACGUCUAUCUUUCAUUGCCAAGUCCCCCCGCUCCCACUUCUGAAGCAGUGACAGAAGACGUUACCCCCACGGCGGAGGAGAGCAAAACAGAGUCACCUAUGCCAGUUAUGGCUACCCCAACUAUGUCUACCACGCCUUCUCCAACGCCCGCUGGUGCUUCUCCUGAUUACUGGGACAAGCUGUCGAAGUUGAAGCUGAUCUUGUCCGGCGAAUUCCUCGUGGACCUAAAGCUGGACUUCCUUCACAGUCGUAGCGACUCUGACCCGCUGGUUAUGAAGACUAUCAAGACUGCCGUGGAGAAUCGCAACUCUGUGCUGCACCAUGCUGCUGUGAUUGCACAUGCUUACAUGAAUUGUGGUACAACUUCAGACUCAUUCUUGCGCGAGAACCUGGAGUGGCUUGGUAAGGCCACAAACUGGGCUAAAUUUACGGCUACUGCUAGUCUGGGUGUAGUGCACAGGGGCCACGUUCGUGAAAGCAUGAACCUUCUUGCUCCUUACUUACCGCAAGGCGGUAUGACGACUUCUCCAUACUCGGAGGGUGGCGCACUGUACGCGAUGGGUCUUAUCCAUGCGAACAAGGGUUUUGCAGGAUCUGGAAGUAAGAAUACGAUAGAGUAUCUGCGCGAUGCUUUGAAAAACGCUGGAUCGGAUGAGACCGUGCAGCACGGCGCGUGUUUGGGUAUUGGCCUGUGUGGCUUGGCUUCGCACGACUACGAGGUCUAUGAUGAUUUGAAGACCAUAUUGUUCACCGACUCGGCGGUCGCGGGUGAAGGUGCAGGGAUUGCCAUCGGUCUUACGUUGCUUGGGGCGGGCGGUGAGGCACGUAAUGGCGAGAUUGUGAAGGACUUGCUGGCCUAUGCGCACGACACGAAGCACGAGAAGAUCAUUCGUGGUUGCGUGAUGGGCAUUGCGCUGAUGAUGUACGAACGCGAAGAGCAGGCUGACGCGUUGAUUGAGCAAUUGACCCGUGACAAGGACCCGCUGAUCCGCUACGGAGGCAUGUACACUGUAGCCAUGGCGUAUGCUGGCACUGCCAACAAUAGCGCAAUUCGACGUCUACUACAUGUGGCUGUGAGCGAUGUGUCGGACGAUGUUCGUCGUGCUGCUGUGACGUGUCUUGGCUUCAUCCUGUUCCGUACUCCAGUGCAAGUGCCUAAGCUGGUGUCGCUGCUGGCCGAGAGUUUUAAUCCUCACGUUCGCUACGGCGCUUGCGUCGCAGUCGGGAUUGCAUGUGCUGGUACUGCAAAGAACGAGGCUAUUCAGCUACUAGAGCCGCUACUCGACGAUGCUAUCGACUACGUGCGUCAAGGUGCGCUGUUAGCUUUGGCUAUGGUUAUUAUGCAGGAGUCUGAGGGUCGCAAUCCAAAGGUGGCAGCUGUCCGUGCAAAGAUUCUAAAGCUGAUUACGGAUAAGCAUGUGACCACAAUGACCAAGAUGGGUGCCAUUUUGGCGCAGGGUAUCUUGGAUGCUGGUGGUCGUAACGUGGUUAUUUCGCUGCAGUCAUACACCGGGUUUACAAAGAUGGCCGCUGUGGUGGGACUGGCCGUUUGGGCACAACACUGGUUUUGGUACCCACUUUUUAACUUUUUGGAGUUGUCGUUCCAGACGACAAUGGCAGUUGGUCUUAACAAGGACUUGAAGCUCCCGCGCGGCUUUGAACUCACGUGUAACGCUAAAAAGUCAGCUUUUGCCACGCCAAAGCGUAUGGAGGAAAAAAAGGAGGAGAAGAAGGAGCUUGUCGCCACCGCUGUGCUGUCGACAACCGCAAAGGCACGUGCGCGCCAGGCAAAGCAGGAUGCAAAAGAGAAAUCUAUUAGACCUUCUGACGUAAGUGGAGAUAUUGUCAUGGAGGAGAAGGAGGCGUCUGUAGCCGAAGAAGAGAUAAAGCAAGUAAGCGUUGAAGAGAUGGACGUGGAUGCUGAGGAGUCCAAGCCAGUAACCAGCAAAAAGGCAAUGACAGUAAAGGAACCGAACGUCUUCACAUUUUCGACGCCCGCUCGAGUGACAUUGGCACAGGAGUCUGUAAUUUCCCUGGAUAAAUCGCAAAGGUACAUCCCGGUGAUGUAUCCUGUACAGAGGCUGACCGGAGUUAUCAUGCUGCAUGACACAACGCCCGAUGAGACGGAGGAUGUGAAGGCUGUGCAAGCACCCGCUGCCUCUGGCGCGGAAAACGAGGCAGAGCCGCCUGAGCCAUUUGAGUGGGAGCCCCCACAGUAG
Peronospora farinosa is the source of this 3015-nucleotide messenger RNA. Lineage: Eukaryota; Oomycota; Peronosporomycetes; Peronosporales; Peronosporaceae. The record is from the annotation of a GenBank genome assembly.